AUGGCCUCCGACUGGAACCAGGAUAGCCUGCGAGCACGCUUUUGCCACGCUCUAUCAGAAAUGUAUAAAACCGAGGUGCCCCUAUACGGCAACCUAAUCGAUAUCGUCCUAGAAGCAGACACAAAAGCGCUGCAAAGUACGAAAUCCAACGAAACACUCCCCACAAACCCAGACGAAGUUCUCCCACCACGACACCGAGUCGAAAGACACGGCGCAAUCCGCCUAGGAACACCACACGAACUCAGCACGAUUCGACGCAUGUUCGCCGUCAUGGGAAUGUAUCCCGUCGGCUACUAUGAUCUCAGUCUAGCCGGAUUCCCCAUGCACGCCACAGCCUUCAGGCCAACGACCUCGGAGGCGCUCGCGGCGCAUCCCUUCCGAGUCUUCACGACAGUAUUAAGGAUGGAGCUUCUAACCUCGAAGACGCGGGCACUAGCGAAGAAAGCGCUAGACCAGAGAGAUAUUUUCACGCCUAGACUUCUGGCUUUGUUGGAUAUUGUUGAGUCGAGGGGUUCUCUGUCGCCGGACGAAUGCGUUGAGUUUAUCGACAAUGGAUUGGAGACGUUUAGAUGGCAUUCGAAAACGACGGUCACACUUGACGAGUACACGAUUCUGAAGGCCGAACAUGCUCUGAUUGCCGAUAUUGUUUCCUUUCCAAAUGCGCAUAUCAAUCACCUCACGCCGCGAACGAUCGAUAUCGACCUCGUUCAGCGUCUCAUGGUGGAGCACGGCAUGCCUGCGAAAGAACGAAUCGAAGGACCGCCCCGACGAGAAUGCCCGAUUUUACUACGACAGACUAGUUUCAAGGCGUUGCAAGAAACCGUCUAUUUCAGCGAUGAUUCUGGCUCGGGUGAAUUUGUCAGGGGCUCUCAUACGGCGCGGUUUGGAGAAGUCGAGCAACGUGGCUACGCAUUAACGCGAAAGGGCCGUCAAUUUUACGAUCAAAUUUUGAAUCAGGUUAAUGAUCUCGCUGCUCAGAAUGAGAAACGAAGCGAUUCGACCGAGUAUGAAUCUCUGCUCGCCAAGUCGUUUGAGAUUUUCCCGGAUACACUUCCUGCGUUGAGAGAGGGGGGUCUGGCAUAUUUUUGCUAUAGAUUGACUCCAGCCGGUGAGAAGUAUGCAGAACACCGUGACGAUGACCUCGGGGUAUUCGUGUCACCAGAUGGUGAAGCCACAGAAUCGGUGACAGAACUCUUAAACAAAGGGGUUCUCGACUACGAUCCGCUAACAUAUGAGGAUUUUCUUCCGUUAUCCGCGGGUGGCAUUUUCAAUUCCAAUCUAGGCGAUGUCUCACAGUCAAAACAGCUUAUUAUGAAUGCUGAGUCUGAUUUGGAUGGGUUCCAGCGUGGUCUGGGGACCUACGUUGCGGAUGAAUUUCACCUUUAUGCGGAGAUGCAACGUGGAUCUCUUGAGGUUUGCAGGCAGAAACUUGGGUUGAGGGAAAUUUUGAUGGUAUAG
Molecule: messenger RNA, 1458 nt
Organism: Penicillium manginii
Lineage: Eukaryota; Fungi; Ascomycota; Eurotiomycetes; Eurotiales; Aspergillaceae
Product: VOC family protein
Exons: 1
Coding region: 1-1458 (485 amino acids)
Molecular function (GO): oxidoreductase activity
Source: RefSeq, a predicted model, not a curated record